UUAUGCUUUUUGUUAUUGAAGCCAAUUGUUCACUUCCUCUGCAGCCAGAAUUGCUUAAAGUCAAUAUGAAGUUAAUUAUUCUGUUCUUUGUAAUGGUAAUUGGUUACUCCAGAGCUGCAUUCACUCUAAAAGAUUGCGAACCUCCUACCUUACCCGGAAGAUGCAAGGCGCAUAUGAGAAUUUUCUACUGGAAUGGUAGUGCAUGUACCAAAGGAAUGUACGGAGGCUGUGGAAGCAGACAGAAAAUUUUUCUAACGAAAAUUGAUUGUUUGAGAAUAGCAAAACCUAUAUGUUCUACGGAAACAAAAGGAGGAAAUAUGUUUGAUAAACUCAAGAAGAAGCUUCAAUAAAAGGGAAAUGAAAAAUAUGUCUCUCAAAUAAAUAUUUACACAAAAUUG
Molecule: messenger RNA, 398 nt
Organism: Harmonia axyridis
Lineage: Eukaryota; Metazoa; Arthropoda; Insecta; Coleoptera; Coccinellidae
Product: kunitz-type serine protease inhibitor PPTI-like
Exons: 2
Coding region: 3-350 (115 amino acids)
Molecular function (GO): serine-type endopeptidase inhibitor activity
Source: RefSeq, a predicted model, not a curated record